AUGGCUGUUAAUAGAAAUACAACUUUCAAGGAUAUAAUCAUUCGUAACCUUCCAGAAGAUGUCAGAACAGCUGUUCCACAGAAUAUUUGGACGGUUCAACCAGUAACAAAAGUUGAUAGUCCACGAUCAUCUGAUUAUCCUGGAGUUAUUGAAUUAUGGACCACUUACCUUGUUAGUUACAAGAUUGUUGGGGAAAAUAUCAAUUUCAAAGUUCAAUUGGAAACCGUUGGUGGUGAAGGAUGGUUUGGAAUGGGAUUUAGUCCUGAUGAUGAUGGAAUGAAAGGAGCAGAUUUUGUAAUUGGAAUU
Messenger RNA from Entrophospora sp. SA101, 306 nucleotides. The record is from the annotation of a GenBank genome assembly. Lineage: Eukaryota; Fungi; Glomeromycota; Glomeromycetes; Entrophosporales; Entrophosporaceae.